GCAAAAUCUAAUAACGGAACAAAGGAUCACGUCUCAUUUCCAGGGGGCCACUUUGUCCGCGUACUCCAGGAAGUCAUACAAAUGCAGCAGAUUGGAUCCUCAUUGAAGUAAACAUACCAACACGUCUGUUAUACAUCUGAUCAUGGAAGGAACUUCUAAAAGUGAUGCUGCCGCUGAGCCGAGUGUUGCUGCUCAGGUACCUUUCCUCCACCUCUGCACAACUUUAGAGAAAAUCCAGAAGUCCAAACUCCGUCCAGAUAAAUCCAAGAUCCUUGGGGAUUUCAUUAAAUCAUGGCGGGAAUUUCAUGCUGCACUCCACAAGGACGACCCAAAAACGACAGACUCCUUCUACCCUGCUAUGCGCCUUAUUGUGCCCCCGUUUGAACGAGAGAGAAUGGCUUACGGCAUCAAAGAGAGCAUGCUGGCUAAGCUCUAUAUUGAUGUUUUAGGACUCCCAAAGAAUGGCCCCGAUGCCAGUAAGCUGCUGAACUACCGCGCUCCGACCACAUCCCAAGGAGAGGCUGGGGACUUUGCUGGCAUGGCGUACUUUGUGCUAAAGAAACGAUGUACCAGCCAAGGAAACCUCAGUAUCAAAGAGGUCAAUGACUUUCUAGACUCGGUGGCCAUCAAUAAUGCCAGCAAGCAGAAGGAUCUGGUGAAAAAGAGCCUUCUGCAUCUUAUCACUCAAAGCUCUGCUCUGGAGCAAAAGUGGCUCAUUAGAAUGAUUCUGAAGGACAUGAAGCUCGGAGUUAGCAAAGAAACCGUGCUCCAGGUCUUCCACCCGGACGCCGCGGAGCUCUACAACGUCAACACCGACUUAAAGAAAGUGUGCCAACAGCUGCAUGACCCCUCUGUGUCUUUAAGCGACGUCUCGAUAGAACUCUUCUCUGCUUUCAAGCCCAUGCUGGCGGCGGUGGCUAACAUCCGCAACGUAGAGAAGCAGAUGGGAAACAGCCCCUUUUUCCUCGAGACAAAGCUUGACGGCGAGCGGAUCCAGCUGCACAAGGACGGGGACGUGUACAAGUACUUCAGCCGGAACGCUUUCGAGUACACGCAGCAGUUUGGAGGAUCGCCGCUCGAGGGGUCGCUCACUCCUUACAUCCACAACGUCUUUAAAAGCAACAUCGUCAACUGCAUCCUGGACGGCGAGAUGAUGGCGUACAACCCGGUGGCAGAGACCUUCAUGCAGAAAGGGAGCAAAUUUGACAUUAAGAGACUGGUGGACGACUCCGAGCUGCAGACGUGCUUCUGUGUGUUUGACGUGUUGCUGGUCAAUAACCAAAAGCUCGGCAAAGAACCCCUAAAGAAGCGCUAUGACACCCUUCAGACCAUUUUCACGCCUGUCAAGGGGCGGAUACACGUGGUGCCGAAGACAGAAGUCAGAACCAUGCAAGAGGUGGUUGGUGCUCUCAAUGACGCUAUCGAUAAGAGGGAGGAAGGGAUCAUGGUGAAGGACCCUCUUUCCAUCUAUAAACCUGAUAAACGAGGCGAGGGCUGGCUAAAGAUAAAGCCGGAAUACAUGGAUGGCUUGAUGGAUGAGCUGGACUUGCUGAUUGUCGGCGGUUACUGGGGGAAAGGAAGACGAGGAGGGAUGAUGUCCCACUUUCUAUGCGCUGUGGCCGAAGCGCCAAAGCCUGGUGAGAAACCAUCGGUCUUCCACUCCUUCUGCCGCAUUGGCUCAGGUUACACUAUGAAAGAGUUGUAUGACCUGGGGUUAAAGCUGGCGAAGCACUGGAAAGUCUACCGGAAGAACGACCCGCCAGCAUCCAUCCUCUGCGGAGCAGAGAAACCAGAAGUCUACAUCGAACCCUGCAACUCGGUCAUCAUCCAGGUCAAAGCGGCCGAGAUCGUCGGCAGCGACAUGUACAAGACCAAUUGCACUCUGCGCUUCCCCAGAAUCGAAAAGAUCCGCGAGGACAAAGAGUGGCACCAGUGCAUGACCCUGGCAGAGCUGGAUCAGUUUCGCGGCAAGGCAUCGGGAAAGCUGGCUUCGCGCCACCUCCGCAUUGACGACGACAGCGAACCGCAGAAGAAGAAGAGGAAGCUGCCCGUCAAACCUAAGAAGGUGAUCGGCGUCGUCGAUCACUUUAGGCCCCAGGACCUGUCUGGGGUUUCCAAGGAGACGGAUAUGUUUGAGGAUGUGGAGUUCUGCAUCCUGAACGGCACUGAGGAUCACCCAAAGUCCGAGCUUGAGAAGGGCGUGGCCAGGUGUGGAGGUAUCGUGGUUCAGAACCCAGGGCGGGACACCUACUGCGUGAUCGCUGGGGUGGAGAACAUGCGCGUGAAGAACCUGAUUUCAUCGAACCAGCACGACGUGGUUUGGGCCUCCUGGCUGCUGGAGUGCCUGGACCAGAAGGAAGUGGUGCCAUGGCAACCCCGCCACAUGAUCCACAUGUCUCCCUCCACCCGGGAACAUUUCGCCAAGGAGUACGACAGCCACGGCGACAGCUACUUCGUGGACACGGACGAGCAGCAGCUGCGGGAGGUGUUCGGCAGGAUCAGCGCGGUGCAGGCUGUCAAUCCGGCGCAGGUGGAGGAGCGCUACGGCUGGGAGGACCUCCCCACCAGCAUGUUCAGACCGUUCACCAUUUACUUAGACGUGUUUGCCAACAUCGGAGAUCCAGAAAGCGCCGUAGCGGCUACCGGUCUGGACAUCAGGGCGCUGGAGGUUCGGUACCACGGAGGGACGGUGGUGCAGACGUUGGAGGAAGGCGUUUCAUACGUGGUUGUUGAGAACGAGACCAGAAUUCUGGAUCUGAGGACUCUGAGACGCUGCUUUAGGAAUAAGUUUAAGAUCGUAAAAGAUUCCUGGGUGACGGACUCUAUCAAAGCAGGUUAUCUGAUGAGUGAUGCUGAUUACUUAGUGUGAGGUUAAACCAGUUUACAUUUCAGCUGGUAUUUUAAAUUAUUUCUUAUUUUAAUACAAAUAAAUGUAGAAUAUUAAAUUGAUCUGUAAAUUUGCUUCUCAGGGUUUUAAUUUAAAACAUUUAAAUUUGUGGUUUUUAAUGAUACAGAAAGGGAGAUGGUAUUGUCUAUUUUUUCAGAAUUAUUGACACGAUUUUUCUCUAAGAAGCAUUUUAAUGUUUUUUUUUGUGUAAAGUAAAAUCUAUAUCUUUUACUAAAUAAAUAUGGAAGUUGAUCCCUAGUUAAUUGGGGUAACACAGUGGUGGCAGCAUCAUGCUGUGGGAAUUAACUCUACAGAGCGUUCCUGUCAUCGUAUUGCUUCCUUCAUUUUACACCCCUGUAACAAGAUGCACCGAUGAUUUAAAUUUCAAAUAAAAAUGUGGAAUGAGUUUGUUAGGGUAUGAGAAAUGCUUACCAGCGUUUCUAUAUUUAGCAAAUGUUUGCAUGAUUUAGUUUGCCGUAGAAUCAUGUUUAUUUUGUCAUAUUCUCUGAAUACAAUGGUUUGUUAGCAAUAUGUAUUUUUUCUUUCGGCAGGCUUUUUGAUUGGCAGCACAUUUGUUUAGUCUAAUAAGCUAAACAUUCACUUUUUAUCCACAGGAAGGAAAAACAGCCGAGACUUCAACCCUUUACCUGGAUGUCAUUACUCUAAAUUAUGAUUUUGUAUUUUUAUUAUUUGUUUGUUCUAUUAAAUUGAGAAAGCAAAAUGUACUGAGCCAUGAUUGUCAACAGGUUAUGAAAUGUUUUCAUUAAAUAAUUUUCCUCAAGCUUCAUCAAUUUAAAAUAAAUUCCAGGAGUUAAAAAUC
Cyprinodon tularosa is the source of this 3707-nucleotide messenger RNA. It is a transcript of the gene lig4, whose product is annotated as ligase IV, DNA, ATP-dependent. The record is from RefSeq and is a predicted model, not a curated record. Gene Ontology annotation, molecular function: DNA binding; ATP binding; DNA ligase (ATP) activity. Gene Ontology annotation, cellular component: DNA-dependent protein kinase-DNA ligase 4 complex; DNA ligase IV complex. NCBI's taxonomy places the organism in Eukaryota, Metazoa, Chordata, Actinopteri, Cyprinodontiformes, Cyprinodontidae. The coding region runs from base 143 to 2869 and encodes 908 amino acids. The transcript is spliced from 3 exons. Gene Ontology annotation, biological process: double-strand break repair via nonhomologous end joining; nucleotide-excision repair, DNA gap filling; immunoglobulin V(D)J recombination.